Molecule: messenger RNA, 2829 nt
Organism: Hyposmocoma kahamanoa
Lineage: Eukaryota; Metazoa; Arthropoda; Insecta; Lepidoptera; Cosmopterigidae
Gene: Exo70
Product: exocyst complex component 7
Exons: 17
Coding region: 180-2225 (681 amino acids)
Biological process (GO): exocytosis
Cellular component (GO): exocyst
Molecular function (GO): phosphatidylinositol-4,5-bisphosphate binding
Source: RefSeq, a predicted model, not a curated record
UUUGACAUUUCCUAUUACCACAAAGAUAAACAUUUUUAAUUUUUUGAAAAGUCUAAAGAUAGGUAUCUUGAAAUUUUAUAAAAACAAACUGGCCAAAUUAAUCAAUUACUUGCAUUGUAACUAUUAUACCUACUUGUUCAAUUGUUUGUAGUUUAGAAACAGAUUACACAAUCACUGCAAUGCAUUUGAUAGAGAAGAAAUCCGAAAUUGAGAUGAAGUUAAAGAAGGAGAUGACCAACAUCCAGGAACUGAAAGCAGCUGCUGGUAGGAGCUCACAACUGGCCAGUGACGUUUGCAAGGUACUUGGUGCGUGUGAGAAGAGAUUACAACAGUUGGAAGCUGCUGUGCUACCUUUAUAUGGGGAAACAGCACGUUUGCAGCAGAUACAUCAUAACAUGGGUAAAACAAUAGAAGAGCUGGAUGAAGUUAUUGGCUACUACCUGGUGACUAGCGAGCUAUGUGAUUUGAUUCAGGCUGGGCCUCACACAGAUUCCAUUGAAUCACUCAAUAUUUACUUGGAGGCUUUGGACAAAUUAGCAGAAGCACAAAACUAUUUCAAUAAAAACAAUCCACAGAGUGUUGAACUAGAAAAUAUUAACCAAUUGUACAACACAGGAGUGCAAAAACUAGAGAGUGCAUUUGAAGAGUUAUUGAGUCGCAACACAAGGCCUCUUUCACCUACUACCAUUAUGGAUAUGAUUGCUUUAGAGGAAGACUCAAGUGUGGACAGCGUAAGCGUAAGUGGUAGUGGUUCGACCCCCGGCACAGCGCUGGAAGUUAUGCGGGCGGCGGCCACGUGGCUCAGCGGCGCGGGGCGCCCACCUGUCGCGGCGCUACUAGCUGUGCGUGCGCCCGCCGCCAACACCUCACUCAACAACUUCAAGGACUACUUGCGUUCGCGAUCCAUGCUUACUGACCAUAGAGCCAAAAAUCUGCUAUAUCGUUCUGACAGCACACAAAGGAGAACCAGCAAGUUACAAAAAGUUAUCGAGAAACGCGCCAACAAGAUUAUGAUGAAGGCGUCGCAAACGUUAGAGCAAUCGACCGGCCUUGCCAUCGGUCCACGGCGCUCUAUUAUGAACGAUUCUUAUACGGAGGACCUGGCUGAGGUCAUGGACGAGGGUGAGGCAGCGGCGGCGGGUUCGGUUGCGGCGUGUGUAGCGCGACUGGCCCGGCACGAACAGCGUGCGCUGCUGGGCCUGGUACCGCUGCCACGUCUGCCCUCUCUGCUUGCCCAGGUGCUCAAGGACUGCUUCGCCACUCUCGCCAAUGACGUCGAGCGUGCCUGCCGCGCGUGCCGGCGCGCCGCUUCCCGCUGCAGCGGCUCGGCCGCCGGCUGCUGGGCGCUGCUGGCGCGCCUGCAGCGGCUGCAGCCCGACGUGGAGCGCGCCCUCGCGCCGGCCGCGCCCACGCUCUACACCAACAUCGUCAACAACUGCCAGCAGAACUGCAUUCGAUCGCUGGAGGAGUGGGUGGAGGGCGUGCGCGGGGACAGCGAGGCGGGCGCGGUGGACGGCACCGUGCACCAACUGGCCGCCGCUGCGCUCGCGCACUGCCACGCUCUAGCCGCGCACAUGCACACUAUUGGUCCAGCAUUGUCGGCGGAGCCGUACGCGCGCUCCGCCAACCAACUACUCGGUGUACAAGACAAAGAUGCUGCUAUACUAGCUAUUUAUAUGCGCAAAGUGUUAGCCCAACUUAACUUAGCUCUAAGGAAUAAAAGUGAACAGUACACAGAUGCAUUGAAAGCAAUAUUCUUGUUGAACAACACUCUUUAUUUACUACAAGGUCUGCAGCGAAGUGGUUUAUUGGACAUAUUGAUGUUGGCUGAGCCUGAGUGUGAGGCCAACUAUCGCGACAUGAUUCAGGAGCAUAAGAACUCUUACUUGCAGAGCUGGAACAAACUACUGGCUCAUAUAGUGAUAGAGGAACCCCUCCCCGCUAAGCUAAGGGACAAAGACCGACAGCUUAUUAAAGACAAGUUUGCCUCGUUCAACCGCGAGUGGGAAGAAAUAACCCGCGCUCAACGCUCCUACAGCGUACCCGAUCCCGAGCUGCGCGAGGCCUUGAAACGCGACAAUAAGCAGGCGCUGCUGCCGCCUUACACGCAGUUCCACGACGCCUAUGCAUCGCUGCCCUUUAGCAAGAACCCGGACAAGUAUGUCAAGUACACACCUGUGCAAAUUGCUACUCAAUUGGACGGUUAUUUCGACGAGGCCGCUUAGAAGUUAAUUAUUAUUUAUUAUUUAGGCAAUGUACACCUUCCAUCAAGCAGCUCGACUGUUUGUUUGCCUUCUACUUUCAUAGAAAAAAAACUACUUUACAGUAACAGUUGUCACUAGCGACAGCGUAAAGUAUUUGUAUACAAAAUAAAUUUUAUGUCUUGCGACCGCUAGUGUCGCUGUACAUAUUGCGCUAGCAACAUCUUUUACUAUUGCAAUAAUGUUAUUAAUGGUUAAAUGUGCGAAAAAGGGUUAUGUAAACAAAAGAAAUGUUUCUUGUGACCACUUGGUGCGCUCUACAUUUGCUAUACUGAAGUAAAUUACGCGGCCCCUAGCGACAACUGCUAUUGCCAAGUUAUGGUAGAGGCACUGGAAACAAGUUAAAGAGAGUAGACAUAGAAAAAAAUAAAAGAUGUAUUUAAUCCUGGAUUAUAACAUUAUUUAAUCACAUUGAAUAAGUUACAUUUAACAAAAAAAAAGGUUUCGGUUCUGUUACAUGUUUUAUGGUUUGUUACAUUUUGAUCAACGGACAUUUAUUCAUAUUCAUUUGAUUUUUUUUUAAAUUAGACUUUCAGACUAAUAGAGAGAAAAAUGUAGGUUUUGGAUU